GCUCUCCCCCUUCCUGUGAAAACGCCUUCACCGCUUACCCUUCCCGUCGAGUACGCAGCUAUCCUGCUGCUGCUGCUUUUCGUCCAAAGAAGCUGUAGCAUACCCUUCCUGUAUUCUAUUCACACUCCUCCCCCGCUGCAGCUUUCUCCGCUCUCUGUAAAGGUUUAUAGCUUUGGCUCGGAGGGUUCGAUCCAAUUUCGGAAAGGAAGACGACAGGAAAAUUGCUCAGCUUCUUGACCAGCUACGAUUAGAGUCCUACGGUGUAGCGUUUGACACUGCAAGAAGGAAAAAGAUCAGUCACAAUGACCCCCAGCGCCAACCAGACCAUCUACGGAAAUGUUAUAGAGUACAUUGGGGGUGAGAGAAUACGUUUUGUUGUUGAUUGUCGGGGGAACCUUGACUGACUUUUCUAGAUCGCCUCUAUCUUGCAUCGUACACUUCCCCGCCAACCGGUAGCACGCCAUUUCCACCACCAGCCAUUCCGGAUCCUUACAAGAUCACUUCCCAGGCGAAUGCGCACAAUUCUGCCAGGUCGCCUUCCAAGAAGAGCAAGAACCUCGGCAUCAGCCCCUCCUCCAAGAAGGUUGUUUACUUCACCGUUGAUGAUUCAUUGCUGUAUAAUGCUUUCCACCAUGACUUUGGCCCUCUCCACAUCGGACACUUGUACAGAUUUGCCGUGACACUUCAUGAUAUUCUCGGCGAUCCGGUAAAUGAGGGGAGGAUUGUCGUAUUCUGGAGCAGACCCGAUGGAAGAAGUAGAGCAAAUGCCGGUUGUUUGCUGGCUUGCUACAUGGUAAAUUUUACCUUUUUUCCUUCUCCCUCGCCUCAUUCGUUGGUAUUGAUUGUUUUCUAUAGGUGCUUGUGCAGUCGUGGCCACCUCAUUUGGCAUUGUCCCCGUUGGCUCAGUGUGAUCCUCCGCUUAUGCCCUUUCGUGAUGCUGGCUACUCACAAGCCGACUUCGUGUUGAACGUGCAGGAUGUGGUGUACGGUGUUUGGAAAGCCAAGGAGAAGGGCAUUGUAAAUUUGAGAGAGUUUGGGCUGGAUGAGUAUGCCCAUCUUACUGUUUGGGGAAUGAAAGGUCACGAGCUAAUAACAUGGGAACAGGUAUGAAAAGUUUGAGCGGGUGGACAUGGGAGACUUUAAUUGGAUCUCCCCUAAUUUCCUUGCCUUUGCCUCACCACAGUUCACACUCCCCCCGCCGAAUCGGCCGCAGCCUCAGCUCCCGACGAAUCAAGAGGAGAUCCUCGCCUCUGGCUUGCCUGUUCCAUUUCGAAACGUCUUGGAACAUUUUCACACUCGUGAUAUCGGCCUGGUAGUCCGAUUGAAUUCCCACCUCUACCCCGCCGAAUAUUUCACCGCGCUUGGGAUAACGCAUAUUGACAUGAUAUUUGAUGACGGAACUUGCCCACCUCUCAAUCUUGUCCGAAAAUUUAUCAACCUCGCUCAUCAAACUAUAGCCCAGGGAAAGAAUAUUGCGGUUCACUGUAAGGCUGGGCUUGGAAGAACAGGAUGUUUGAUUGGUGCAUACCUAGUAUACCGAUAUGGAUUCACCGCCAAUGAGGUUAUUGCUUUCAUGCGUUUCAUGAGACCGGGAAUGGUUGUGGGACCCCAACAGCAUUGGUUGCAUCUCAACCAAGACGAGUUUAGACAGUGGUGGUUCGAGGAUACUAUCAUGGCUCCCGCACUGGAGAAGGCUAUAUCACAAUCUAUCUCGCUCAAGACGCCAACCAAGGGCAAAAGGGUGGUAUCGGGGACGCCUUCGCAACACACAAGACGCAGUAUCCUAGGAGAGAUGGACGGUAAUGAGACAACGUCUGGUGCCUUACCCGCACCCACACCUGGCCAGCCUCGAAAGGCAAGCUCGAGAUAUCCCCCGAACACUGGUAGCCGCAGGACAACUAGCUCUCAGCAGGACAAGGAGUUGAUUGAAAUCCAUCAGGACGAUGAAAAUGUUGAUGUCAAUGCAUCUCCAAUCCGACGAAAGAAGUCGUCGGCCAAGAUGAUUGAAGCAGCAGCAGCAGGCACUGAAGUGCCUGAAGGAGUUGUUGAAGGGGCAAUGAGCGAGGAAGAGUACCUUCUACGUUUGCACCGCCGGACCACAUCCCGAAGUCCAGCUGGUAAGAGAAGCGUCUCAUACACAACCACCACAACAACAACGGUGAGCCACACCGUUACACCACCCAGUGCGGACAAGGCCACCGGGCGAGAGCGAAGCGGGAGUGGUAUAGGAACCAAGGUUAGGAGCUCGCCCAGACGAGCAGUUGCUGCAGGCGGUGUUAGAAAGGUUAGUGGCCGGGUUGUCAGCGGGGGUACGCCGGGGAAGGCGUUGUAAAGUUAGCGUUUGUAUGAGUUGCUUAUUGCCAAAUUGCCGGAUCAAAAAAUUUGGGUGUUUGUGUUAUUCUUGCAACGGGUGUUUUUCAUGUUUUCUUUGCAUGGGGUGUUGAGUCCUUUUCCCCGUUAUCCCUUCCUACUAAAUCAUUGAUGAAUUGCACGACAUGAAUUUCCUUGUUUCGGUUUUCUUUUUCUGCUGUAAAACCUUUUUUGGCUUUUUCUCCUCUUAUUUUUCUGGUGAUAAAGUACAUUUGGCCAGAGUGAUCUCUUCACAGCAAAUGCUUUAUGGAUUGGGCUUUAAUGAUUGUUAGGUUUUUAGUA
Molecule: messenger RNA, 2652 nt
Organism: Tuber aestivum (summer truffle)
Lineage: Eukaryota; Fungi; Ascomycota; Pezizomycetes; Pezizales; Tuberaceae
Source: the annotation of a GenBank genome assembly